Messenger RNA from Symbiodinium pilosum, 795 nucleotides. Lineage: Eukaryota; Dinophyceae; Suessiales; Symbiodiniaceae. The record is from the annotation of a GenBank genome assembly.
AUGGCAAAGGGCGGGUUCAUCCUCAAGUGGCUCGUGGUAGCCAUCUUCGGAAGGACCCUUUACACGGCUUUCGUCAGCCCCCGGCCGCAAGUCAGCACACCCCGCGAGGUGGGCCGGGCGGCAGAGAAUGAAGGCCGGAACACCUUCAAGACCCCAUUGUCCACUGAUGACCGUCAACUGCUACAAGAUUGGAUGGCUCCACCGGACCAGUUGAUGGAGUUGUCUGAGGAUGGCAUGAUUUUGCGGGAGAAGUACCCAGGUGGACGAUCUGCCACCUCUGUGUUCUGGGCCAUUGUACAGCCCGCCGUGUCGUUGGGCUUCUUGGUAGUUGGUGUCUCCGCAUACUUUGGAGAGCCGAUCGUGGAUUGGACUCCGAUCACCUCAGAGUACUUGGGCUUCCUUCGACCUUCAGAGGGGAUCAACUUCCUCCCUCAGGGCGCCUUCAUGUCCUUCUACGGUUUCUUCGGCUUCUUCAUCUUCGGCCCGAUCCAGUGGUACAUCAACAUCUUCAAUGUGGGCCAGGGCGUCUGCGAGUUCAACAAGAACGAUGGCAUGAUGUACAUGGUGAGGAACGGCGACAUGAUUCGUGAGAUUCCCCUUACUGACUUCCAGGCGGUCAAGUUCGAGUGGACGAACCUGGCCAUUACUGGAAGCCGAGACCUCUACUUGGUCACACAGGAGGGUCAGGAGAUCCACUUCAUGGACGACCCCGAGGUCUACAGCAAGUACGUGCUCGAGAAGCGCGCGUCGAAGUUGUCGGAGUUCCUGGGCGUCGAGCUGCUGGUGGACGACUAA